Molecule: messenger RNA, 1685 nt
Organism: Perca fluviatilis (European perch)
Lineage: Eukaryota; Metazoa; Chordata; Actinopteri; Perciformes; Percidae
Product: zinc finger protein 235-like
Exons: 2
Coding region: 266-1378 (370 amino acids)
Biological process (GO): regulation of transcription by RNA polymerase II
Molecular function (GO): DNA-binding transcription factor activity, RNA polymerase II-specific; RNA polymerase II cis-regulatory region sequence-specific DNA binding
Source: RefSeq, a predicted model, not a curated record
ACCGGAUGUUACUCUUUGAGCAGUAGUAUCCUAACGUGAGCUAGUAGAAACAGCUCGGUUUGUUGUGUUUUCUGUUGCUAUAAUCCAAACAGAUCCAUCAGAGCCUCUGUAUGUCUGGAAACCCGGAUGACUUUUCGCUGUUCACCUUUUUUCCCUGAAUGUUUUACCUCGGAAUCAGCUACAAAAGCUAUUAAAGUUAGCUUAGCAUGCUAAGUGACUGUUUGGUGGCGAGGUGUUUUGACCGAGUUUGUGUGAUUGUGUGAAGAUGUCUAAGGUCCACAUUCUGAGAGCGUUGGUGAAGCAGCGACUAACCGCGGCUGCUGAAGAGAUAUUUGGGCUGUUUGAAAGAACGAUAGCAGAGUACGAGGAGGAACGGUGUCGGUCAAAAGAGGAGAACGAGCGACAACGGGAACUUCUGGACGCUGAUGUCCAGCAGCUGUCGGUGAGGGAAGAAGAGGUUCCCCCUGAGCAGCGGGAGUGGAGCCCCAGUCUGGACCAGCAGCACCCAGAGCCCCCACACAUUAAAGAGGAACAGGAGGAACUCUGGAUCAGUCAGGAGAGAGAGCAGCUUCAAGGGCUGGAGGAGGCUGAUAUCACCAAGUUCCCAUUCACUCCUGUCCCUGUGAAGAGUGAAGAUGAUGAAGAGAAACCUCAGCCCUCACAGCUUCAUCAAAGACAGGACUGUGGAGGACCAGAACCAGCCAAGAACUCAGAUCCAGAUAUAGAUUUACAUAUAAAUAUUGAAGACCAGACUGGAGACUCUUCUGAACCUGAGACUGAUGACAGUAAUGAAUGGAAAGAGACCAGAGAAGCUCGGCCAGGUUUAAACUCUUUGGAAAAGAAAGCUGUUCCUGCCUGUGAUUCGAGAUGCAGUAAGCCUGCUUGUCAGAAACCAUUUAGCUGCUCUGAGUGUGGGAAAAGAUUUGGCUGCAAGUCCCAUCUGAAAGGUCACAUGAUGAUCCACACAGGAGAGAGACCUUUCAGCUGCUCAGUUUGUGGUAAAAGAUUUGGUCGCAAGACACAUCUGAAGGGUCACAUGAUGAUCCAUACAGGGCAGAAACCUUUCAGCUGCUCAGUUUGUAAUAAAUCUUUUGCACGGAAUAAUACUUUGCGGUUGCACAUGAGAACCCACACAGGAGAGAGACCUUUCAGCUGCAGUGUUUGUGACCAAAGAUUCACUUGGCUCCUUCAGCUCAGAAACCAUCAGCGUGUCUGUUGUCAGUCCUCACAGCUUCAUCAGAGACAAACUGAACAGAUGGAAACAGAAGCUGAUGGAGAGGACUGUGGAGGACCAGAACCAGCCAGGAAAUCAGAUCCAGAUAGACACCCAGAACCAGAAACUGGAGACUCUUCUGAACCUGAGACUGAUAGACAGUGAUGAUCAGACGGAGACCACGUCAGUCAGGUUUAAACACUCAACAAAUAAUGAAAUCCCAGUGCCAAACAGUUGAGCUACUCUGAGUGGGGAAGGAGAUUUGUCCUCAGAAAUCUGAAGAGAUACAAGACUAUAGGCCUACUGUCCACGCAGGGUCACAUGUCCAAGUGACUUCCAAAGCAGCGGUGAUGAAACUACUAGAGAGAGAGGCAGCAGCUGCUCAGUGUUUAGUGCGGUCAAUAUGCUAUAAUACAUCCAUGGUUUCAUGUUAUCUAAAAGAUUUUCAAUAAAAACAAUGGUUGGUAUUGUC